UCCGGGUCCGUCACUUCCGCUACCGCCGGUUCCGGCCCGGUCACUUCCGGCCCGGCGGCCCCGCGUGCGCGGCGCGGGAAAUGCGGCCCCUCACGGAGGUGGAGACGCGGGCGGUGUUCGAGAAACUCGGGAAAUACAUCGGCGAGAACAUCCAGCUGCUGGUGGACCGGCCCGAUGGCACCUACUGCUUCCGCCUGCACCGGGACCGCGUGUACUACCUGAGUGAGAAGCUGCUGAAGCUGGCGGCCAGCGUCCCCCGGGAGAGCCUGGUGGCCUCGGGCACCUGCUUUGGGAAGUUCACCAAGUCCCAGAAGUUCCGGCUCAGCAUCACGGCCCUGGAUUUCCUCGCGCCCUAUGCCAAGUACAAGGUGUGGGUGAAGCCAGGCUCGGAGCAAUCCUUCCUCUACGGUAACCACGUGCUGAAGUCGGGGCUGGGCCGCAUCACGGAGAACACGGCGCAGUACCAGGGUGUCGUGGUGUAUUCCAUGGCCGACGUCCCGCUGGGCUUUGGGGUGGCUGCCAAGUCCACACAGGAGUGCAGGAAGGUGGACCCCUUGGCCAUCGUGGUGUUCCACCAAGCCGACGUCGGGGAGUAUGUGCGGAACGAGGACACGCUGACGUGAGGGACCCUCGGGGCCCUCAGGGGACCCUCAUGCUCUGUGAGUGUUCCGGGCUAGAACGGACUUUGUCCUGCGCCGUGGGUGCGGGAAGCCCACUGGACUGGGAUGGAGAGGUGGGAGCUGGCAGCACAGAGCCCUCAGGGGGCUGCUGCCAGCACAGGAGGAGGGGCCCUGGCCACAGCCCUGUCAUAUAAAGCCUGUUCCUUUUUUCACUG
Molecule: messenger RNA, 835 nt
Organism: Hirundo rustica (Barn swallow)
Lineage: Eukaryota; Metazoa; Chordata; Aves; Passeriformes; Hirundinidae
Gene: NIP7
Product: nucleolar pre-rRNA processing protein NIP7
Exons: 5
Coding region: 81-623 (180 amino acids)
Biological process (GO): ribosome assembly; ribosomal large subunit biogenesis
Cellular component (GO): nucleus; preribosome, large subunit precursor; nucleolus
Molecular function (GO): RNA binding
Source: RefSeq, a predicted model, not a curated record